AUGCCCGAGACGGCGAGGUACACGGCGCUGGUCGAGCGCAACGCCAAGCAGGCCUCGGCGGACAUGUCCUGGGUGCUGCACACCGAGAUCAAGGAGAGCGCCGCCGAGAAGACGGCCCUCGCCGCCGGCGUGGAGUGGGGCCUCCUCUCGGCGUGGAGUGGAGCGGUCGAGGAGCUGUUCCGCAUCGCGCACGCGCAGGCGCUGAUCGCGCUGUGCGGCACCAUCCCGGGGUACUGGUUCACCGUCGACUGCAGCAGUGUUCUGCGAUCAUUCACUCAAUCGUUUGCUAGUCUAUUCUGGUGA
This is a messenger RNA of Setaria italica (foxtail millet), 303 nucleotides long. RefSeq names its product inorganic phosphate transporter 1-1-like. The transcript has a single exon. The record is from RefSeq and is a predicted model, not a curated record. NCBI's taxonomy places the organism in Eukaryota, Viridiplantae, Streptophyta, Magnoliopsida, Poales, Poaceae. Bases 1 to 303 code for a protein of 100 amino acids.